CACACACACACACACACACACACGCGGAACAGGAGUGUCAGGUGUCUCACUGCGCGCUCUGUCUCUUUUCUCUGCCUUUCCGUGGGAGCAGGUGACGCAGUGAAGGUGUGGAGACUUUCAGGAGUUUUAAACUCUGAGGAAUGAAAAAUAUCUAAAAACAAACAAACCCCAAAAAAUCCAGACAAGAAUCAGCUGAAAGAGCAGGUCUGUUUCAACAAGCAGUGGUGAGGAAACCCGAGACUCUGUUGAGAAAUCGGACAAAACGAAGGCAGGGUUUGAUAGAUGCUGAAAUAAAAAUAGCUCUUGAAGGGUGUGGUGAUGGAGUCGGCGCCGUUCAGUCGGAAGCAGUGGUCAUCUCAGUCGUUACGCGUCACAGCUAAAGAGCUGUCGCUGGUCAGCACUCGAGGAAAACACAACGCCAUCGCAGAGCGCUUCUCCAAAUAUCAGAAAGCUGCAGAGGAAGCAAAUGCAGACAAGAAAAAAACGCCAGUGGAGAGCCUGCCUUCUGCAGUCCGCUCAGGGAACCUGAGUGUGUUGAAGAAGCGCUGGGAAGAAAAGCGGCAGAACGCACCGACCGCACCUGGCCCUCCGGCUGAACCUCGAGCUCCCGCUCGCACCCACAGCUUCAGACCUGUGAGGGUUCAGGAACAGAAGAAAGCUGAGGCGGAGGAAGUGAUGGAGACAAAGCAGGAGAUGAAGCAGGAGCUAAAGCCAGAGCUGAAGCAGGAGGUGAAGGUGGAGCUAAAGCCAGAGCUGAAGCAGGAGCUGAAACCUGAGCUGAAGCAGGAGGUGAACCUGGAGACAAAGAAGGAGAUGAAACAAGAGCUGAAGCAGGAGGUGAAGGUGGAGCUAAAGCCAGAGCUGAAGCAGGAGCUGAAACCUGAGCUGAAGCAGGAGGUGAACCUGGAGACAAAGAAGGAGAUGAAACAAGAGCUGAAGCAGGAGGUGAAGGUGGAGCUAAAGCCAGAGCUGAAGCAGGAGCUGAAACCUGAGCUGAAGCAGGAGGUGAACCUGGAGACAAAGAAGGAGAUGAAACAAGAGCUGAAGCAGGAGGUGAAGCUAGAGAUGAAACCAGUGCUGAAGAAGGAGGUGAAGCAGGAGGUGAAGGAGGAGGUGAAGCAGGAGCUGAAGCUGGAGCUGAAACCAGCGCUGAAGGAGGAGGUGAAGCAGGAGCUGAAGCUGGAGCUGAAACCAGCGCUGAAGGAGGAGGUGAAGGAGGAGCCGAAACUGGAGCUGAAACCUGUGCUGAAGAAGGAGCUGAAGCAGGAGGUGGUGGUGGACGAAGAGCAGAAGAAGGAAGUGGAGAAACCGAGCGUUGCUCUCAACAGCCUUAAGCAGAUGUUUGAGAAAGGUGAAACCAAGGUACGACGCAUAAGCAGCUCUUCACAAGACGCGGAUAUUCGACCUGCAGACCGAGGUCUGGUCUCUCUGGAACGUUCCAAGUCUCUGAGGGACAGAAUGGCGAAGUAUCAAGCCGCCGUGUCCAAACAAGACACUCGCAGUGGCCAGAGCUCGCCGGCUGAGACCGAGGUCAAAAGUUCAGCGGCGGAUCUGAAGGAAAAUGCGCCUCCGAGUGGUGGAGAAGAGAAUGAGAAAGAGCGAGCCCCUUCAGAGGCGAUGAGCACCAGACCCAAUGGUGUGUUCUCUGAAACAGGAAGUUCAAGCACUGCAGCGUCUGAGCCUGAAACCAGUGACACGCCCAGAUUUGUCAGAGGGCAGAAGUUUCGUGCUACUGUGCGGGAGACUUGCGUUGCUUGCGAUAAGACCGUUUACCCGCUGGAGAAACUGGUGGCCAAUCAGCAAACCUUCCACAACUCCUGUUUCCGCUGCACUCACUGCAACACCAAACUCAGCUUGGCGAACUUCGCCUGCCUGCAUGGUAGCAUCUACUGCAAGCCUCACUUCAAUCAGCUCUUCAAGUCCAAAGGUAACUACGACGAGGGCUUCGGACACAGGCCUCAUAAGGAGCUUUGGACAGCCCGAGGUGAGGACGAGGAGACCGAAGAGUCUGAAAAGCCAAAACCUGUAUCACCUGAACCCGUACCAGUUAAAGGGCUCAGUUCAGAAAAAGUCUUCAAUCAAAACUCCACAGUCGAGGCAACUCCGAUAGCCAAAGUCACCGAUCUUACAUCAACUCUGGAGACCAAAACUCAGACGGUUCAAGAAGCCGAGAAACCUGCAGUUUGUGUGGAAACAAAAAGAUUGAAGAUCGCUUGGCCACCUCGUGGUGAAACGUCCGGUUCUGGUCAGGAAAGAGGAAGGAGUCCGGUUAAAGCCUUCAAGCUAAAAUGGCCCCCAGAGGAAGAUGUCCAGUCCAGUCUGGAGAGCACAGAGCGAGUGGAGUUGAGGAAUCUGAGACGCAGCGCAUCUCUCCGAGAACGUAGUCGACCUUUUUCUGUGGCACCGAGAAUGGAGUCCACCAAUCAGGAUCCACCACGCCCACUCAAGAGCACUCUGACUCGGCGUGGCUCUCUGGAGCUUCAGUCGCCUUCCAAAGUACAGAUGGUCCAGAAGGAGAAAGAGGAGGAGAGUUCAGAGAUUAAAAUAAGGAAGCCCUCCGAGUCCGAGCACAAGGCUUUAAACAGCAGUGAUGUGGAGGUUCCUCCGAAACAAGAGGAGAAACCCAAAAUCCCGCAAUCCAUCCUGAAACGACCUCAAACAAACAAAACAGAGGCUUCUGAUGACCGGGCUGAGGAGAAACCAAAACAAACUCCGGAGCUUCAGAAAGCUUCACCUCCACAAGCUGCGGAGAGCAACAGGACGUCUGAAGACGUGGGAUUCUGGGACGGAGAAGAAGCAGAUGAAUCCCUCAGCAUGGAGGAAGUGAUCAAGAGGAACCGAUUCUAUGAAGAUGAAGAUGAUGAAGUUGCUGAAGUUUGAGACCGUUCACUCCUUCCUCAGGGUCUGCUCAGACGCUCACAGCGUUAUUAGAAUCAUGUAAAAUAAUUUGAAAAAAAAAAAAGCCAUAAACGCUCGAGGUGACGAGGUUCUUCUUCUUCUUUUUCUUCUUCUUCAUAUUUUAUUUUCAGCUUCAUCAUCUGUGUUUCUGACAGGAUUUAAAAAAACAAAAACAAGCACAUUAUUUUAUGACAGGUGCUCUAAAUGUCACCACUUUAUCUACUGUUUUUUUUGUUUAGAGCUGGAACAAAAUGCUGAUUUUAUUGUUGAGGGUUUUUUUAAUUCCUUCUCUCAGCAGCCCUACUGGAACAUAAUAACCUUUUUAUUUAUAUAUUGUUUUUAGCUUUUAAAGGGAUUUGAUGGUCUGUCUUUUGCCUGCUACGACCCAUGUAGCUGGUCCAUUUGUCCAGAAAGCCUUUAAUACCUCCAGCACUCAGAACAUUCCAGAUGUUUUAGAUGAAUCUUUCAAAAAUGAAGACGUUAGGAGUAGCUGCUAUCGACCUCCAUUACUAGAUGAUAAUUAUUCAUAACGAGAGCUCAGCUCAUCAUGAACACAGUUUAUUUUGCCUUAAAAUCAAUAUUAUGCAAAUUUUGAACAGUUAAAUAUCCUAGAGUCUGGAUAAACAGGAGAAUAAUAGCGGCCCUAAAGCAGAGCCUUGUGGGAUUCAUUUCUGACGCUUCUUUACGUUUUGGAAAUCCUGCAAUAUUAGAGACGCAAUAAUAAUAAUAAUUUAUAGAUAAAGUGUUCUGUCUUUAUGAACAGUAAAGAAGCUAAUGCUUAUUUUAAAGUGCAGAAAACAAUCAAACAGUUGCUUAUUAUGACGGUUCCUGAGAAAUCACAAUGUUAUAAUAUUAUAAACUAUAAAAACAUGCACAAACGUGAUUUCAUGUGAUUUGGUGUGAUGCAGAGCUCCAGGUUCAUGAAAGCGAGAAACGAGUCACGAUGACACUCUGAUCACUCCGUCACUGUGGAGCUCACUUCUUAUCAUCUCUUUCUUUAUUUUUUAAAAGAAAUUCUACAUUAGCAAAUUCAACAGGCCAAAUGAUUUUAUACAGCAAUGUUUUUUGUUUAUAAAUUUGUUAAUAAUAUAAUAAACUGGAACAAGUUUUUCUUUACUAAAAGUUUAGAUUUUUACCUUUUAUGUUUAUACGCCCGAGUCGUGCUGCAGAUUUUACACCAAUUCUUUAAAAUGAUUUUUUAUUUAUACUUGAUUUAUUUUUUAAUUUCAGGGCAUGAAAGAGUCUCAGAGAAUCUCUCUCUCUCUCUCUCUCUCUCACACACACACACACACACACACACACACACGUUCUGGUCUGACCUCCAUCUCAGUGCCUCUCCGUCUGUCUUAAUGCUCUUUUUUACCUUUUUAUGUUAAGGAUCCUGGUUAUAAGCAGAUGUUUAUAUUCUGUUCUUUAUAAAGAAACCAAACCAAACAAAACUUUAUCUGCCUUAAAAUAUGAAAAAACAUUGGUGAAGUGUAAGGCUUUAAUAAAUGUAAUAAAUGAUUUGAGAGACUGUU
Hemibagrus wyckioides is the source of this 4418-nucleotide messenger RNA. It is a transcript of the gene lima1b, whose product is annotated as LIM domain and actin binding 1b. Gene Ontology annotation, molecular function: actin filament binding. The record is from RefSeq and is a predicted model, not a curated record. The transcript has 12 exons. Gene Ontology annotation, cellular component: plasma membrane; actin cytoskeleton. Bases 319 to 2880 code for a protein of 853 amino acids. NCBI's taxonomy places the organism in Eukaryota, Metazoa, Chordata, Actinopteri, Siluriformes, Bagridae. Gene Ontology annotation, biological process: actin filament bundle assembly.